Messenger RNA from Cyphellophora attinorum, 1503 nucleotides. RefSeq lists its product as uncharacterized. NCBI's taxonomy places the organism in Eukaryota, Fungi, Ascomycota, Eurotiomycetes, Chaetothyriales, Cyphellophoraceae. The coding region runs from base 1 to 1503 and encodes 500 amino acids. The transcript has a single exon. The record is from RefSeq and is a predicted model, not a curated record.
AUGCACGGAAUCAAGCGGAAAUAUGUGUCCGCUGGCGACGAUAGACUACCGAAAUCCCGCGGUGUUGCUACAGUGAACGACAACAAAAGCUCCAGCUUCAACUUGAUGGGUUUGCCCGCCGAGCUGCUGAUCCACAUAUUCAACCUUGCCCGCGAACCAUGCAUGAUUCAUGCGUGCAAGACACUGUAUGUUCUACUACCCGACUUCGUCAACUACACCCGUUCGCUCGUGGGACUCGCGUAUGGCACCACAGAUGUCAGUAAUCCACUAGCUCUGUUGCACCCCCAAUUCUGGCCGCUGACCGGACACGAAGGACACAACUGGACUUGCGAGGAGAGGCAGUAUCUGCAACGCGAUGUGGCUGCUAGUUCAUGGCUACGGAUCUCGCACCUGAAGCAGCUACACAAGUUCUUAUUCCAACAACUUGUAAGGGUACAAGUCCUCAACAACGAAGCGUACCGGAUGACUAGUGUACGAAGAGGUGGUGUGGAGAUGGAGACCGCGAGUACGCCCUUGAAGGAUCUCAAUAUGCAACAGUUGGGAAUAUCCGUCCAGAUCAAAUCAGGUCGAUGGCGCUACGGCUUUCUCCAGUUUCGCGACAACUUCCUUCACGCCGAUGUUUACAACGCACGGGGCGUUUCGAUGAAGUCUCUGAGACGCGUGUACGACUUGUUUUCGGUCACGUUUCUCCCAGACUGUCUGAUAACCCACGACCCGGUCAACGAGAGCUCCUACCUACGCGAUCUCUUCAUACGUUGCUGUACCAUCGAUAAGGACGCGUCUUAUGACAAGUUGACGAAGGAGCCGGAUGCAGGAGAUUUCCGACGCGACUUGCGAUGCAACGAGGCACUAUUGAGCCAGCGAAUUUAUCAGACCCUCGAGCAGCCUUCCAAAGACUUUCGCCGCAAAGGGGAACACCUGGACGAUGCUCACUACCUGUACCGCUGGCUGAUGCUGAACCAUGUAUGCGACUUUCCUGUGGUGAUCGAUUACAGGAUGCUCAGCGCGUGCGUGGAAUACGGUCUCCCUGGUUGCCUUGAGCUCCUUCUAGGCAAUUAUAUGCCCAUGCAUUGCCACUGCGUGGGCGGCAGCCAAGGGGAUAGUAUGGAACUGCGGCCAACAACUGUGACCGAGAAGGAUCUUAUCAAGCUGGGCUACAGAGCCAUAGAACUGCUUCGCAGUCAAAGUUGGAAGCUGAAAGACAAGGAAAGCCGUAUGUGCUGCCUACAACUCAUUGUCGACCAAUUGGCACAUAUUGCUAGCAUGAAAAAACUUGCGACUGACUACGAAGUGGCGACCUGGGUCGAAGCGGAGGCCCUGGUGCGGGAGGAGAAGGCAGAGAAACGUAGAGUUGAACACAUUGCGUAUAGAGUCCGAUUGAAUAACGAAUACCCUGGAACUGAGGACGGCGGAGAGGAAGAGGAGGAGGAUGAAGAGUAUGAAGUGGAGUGGGAGGAUGAGGACGAGGACGAUGGACUAGGUGAAGAAGACGUUCAAACCUAG